Hipposideros armiger (great roundleaf bat) is the source of this 2134-nucleotide messenger RNA. It is a transcript of the gene CD276, whose product is annotated as CD276 molecule. The transcript has 8 exons. The coding region runs from base 137 to 721 and encodes 194 amino acids. NCBI's taxonomy places the organism in Eukaryota, Metazoa, Chordata, Mammalia, Chiroptera, Hipposideridae. The record is from RefSeq and is a predicted model, not a curated record. Gene Ontology annotation, cellular component: external side of plasma membrane. Gene Ontology annotation, biological process: regulation of cytokine production; T cell receptor signaling pathway. Gene Ontology annotation, molecular function: signaling receptor binding.
CCUCGCGGCGGCGGUGCAACAGCGAUUCCGCAGCUCUGCAGAGUCCCCGAUCCCGCGAGUGGGCGCGGCGCGGCGCGGCGCGGCAGGGGCAGCCUUCUGCUGUAGAGAACCCAGCUGUCAGCUGCCUCAGAGGAAGAUGGGCAGCCCUGGCACGGGUGUGCGCGUGGCCAUCGCCCUGGGAGUGCUGUGCUUCUGCCUCACAGGCACCGCCUUGGAGGUCCAGGUCCCUGAAGACCCUGUGGUGGCCCUAGUGGGCACUGACGCCACCCUGCGCUGCUCCUUCUCCCCUGACCCCGGCUUCAGCCUGGAGCAGCUCAACCUCAUCUGGAAGCGGACAGACACCAAGCAGGUGGUGCACAGCUUCGCCGAGGGCCGGGACCAGGGCAGCGCCUAUAGAGUGGUGCUGGGCGCUAAUGGCACCUACAGCUGCCUGGUGCGCAACCCGGUGCUGAAGCAGGACGCUCACGGCUCUGUCACCAUCACAGGACAGCCCAUGACAUUCCCUGCUGAGGCCCUGUGGGUGACCGUGGGGCUCUCUGUCUGUCUCGUUGCACUGCUGGUGGCCCUGGCCUUCAUGUGCUGGAGAAAGAUCAAGCAGAGCUGUGAGGAGGAGAGUGCAGGAGCUGAGGACCAUUAUGGGGAUGGAGAAGGAUCCAAGACAGUUCUGCAGCCUCUGAAACACUCUGAAAACAAAGAAGAUGAUGGACAAGAAAUAGCCUGACCACAAGGAUCCGGGAUCUGCUGCCCCUGCCUUGGGGUCCCACCUACAGCUGCACUGGGGCCUCAGUGUGAGCCCUGGGCUGGGGUUUCCCUGCCCCCCAACAGAUGGUUCCUACCCUGGCGGGUCUACUUAUUCUGCAAAGGACGCCAUACAUAGGUUACUCCACAGCCUUAUUUCUCCAAUGGACAUGACUCCCAGGUCAUCUUGCUGCCUUAUUUCUCCAGUGACACGAUACGUAAAUCAUCCUGCUGCCUUAUUCUUACAGACACAAUACACAGACCACGCCCCACCUUAUUUCUCCAGUGGAUAUGGUACACGGACCACCUGGUUGCCUCUUUUCUCCAGAGGACAGACUAUUCAGACGUCUCCAAAGACAUGACACAAGGUCACCCCUCGCCUUGCUCCUCCAGUGGCCCUGAUAUAUUAGUUGUCACUUUUCAGCCUCUCCCCAGCCUGUAACCUCAUCUUCUCGGAAGCAUCCCUGCAGCCUCGCAUCCCCUUGAGUACCUCGGCAUCUCCUGCUGCCUCCUGCUCUGGCCCCACCUUUGGCCGUGCUGUCCCCCACUCAGUGGAUACAGGUCCCCUCCCCACGCAUGAAGAGACGCGCAGGUGCACGUGCUGGAACACGUACGGACGUCCCCUGUCCUGGUCUCUUCUGUGGUCCCUGGGCCCUGCCCUGUGAGCCCCUCCCCACGGGAACUAUGUGCUGGUCACACCGGGGCCCUGGGGGUCAGCUUCUGUCCCUCUGCUUUUCCUGCCUUUCCUUUUGUUUAUCCAUUCAAGAAAUGUUCACUGAGCACCCAUGGGUGUCAGCACUGAGUUAGGAGCAAGGGACCCUCUGUGAAAAGAUGAGCCGCUCCCUCAAGGAGCUCUCCCUUCAGCUGGAAACCUGUGAGGAAACAGCAGUUCAGGAGGGGAGCUUCUGUCUUGCUUCCUACUGUACCCCUCUUCUGUACCCACAGCUCCCUGGGUACACCUCCAUCCUUCCUCUAGGCCUUCCCCAGAGCGGUGGGGGAGGGGCGGGGCAGGGGCAGAAACGAGAGAGGGAUGGAGCCUCUCACCACAACUGGAAAAGAUGAUGGUUCCAGGGUGAGUAGGUGGGCAGGCAGCCCAGGCCCAGCAGGUCCCUAGAGCCCAGCACAGGGGAAGCCUGGAGCCUCUGGGGGCAGGGACACAGCCUCUCCUCCCCACCAUGGUGCUAUUCUGGGCCAGGCAGACCCUUCCGGCCCUGGUUCUGGCCGGCCCCCAGCCUCCGUGGAGUAAACUUCUGAUGUUCUGAUGUCCUCCCAUUAACAGAUCUCCCUGCACCAGCAAGAGAAGUCAUGGGGAUUUCUAAUUUAAAUAUGGAACUCUGAGGAGUUUUGUUAACUGGGGGUGUAUUUGGGGAAAAAUAAAUGCCUUUGUGGAAAGCUU